Molecule: messenger RNA, 1502 nt
Organism: Zalophus californianus (California sea lion)
Lineage: Eukaryota; Metazoa; Chordata; Mammalia; Carnivora; Otariidae
Gene: EIF2S2
Product: eukaryotic translation initiation factor 2 subunit beta
Exons: 9
Coding region: 196-1197 (333 amino acids)
Biological process (GO): formation of cytoplasmic translation initiation complex; formation of translation preinitiation complex; translational initiation
Cellular component (GO): eukaryotic translation initiation factor 2 complex
Molecular function (GO): translation initiation factor binding; mRNA binding; translation initiation factor activity
Source: RefSeq, a predicted model, not a curated record
GCCUGCGCUUUGGCAGGCUCUGCGCAGGCGUAUUUCCAACGCUUGGGAGGAGAGGGCGGGGUGUCGUUCCCUUUCGCUGAUGCAAGAGCCUAGUGCGGUGGUAGGAGCAGUGUCGGUAGGAGCAGCGCUGCCAGCGGGGCCUGGGGCUGACCCGUCCGACUUCCCGUCCGUGCCGAGCCUACUCGAGCCGCAGCCAUGUCCGGGGACGAGAUGAUUUUUGAUCCUACUAUGAGCAAGAAGAAAAAGAAGAAGAAGAAGCCUUUUAUGUUAGAUGAGGAAGGGGAUGCCCAGACAGAAGAAACCCAGCCCUCAGAAACAAAAGAAGUAGAACCAGAGCCAACUGAGGAUAAAGAUGUAGAAGCCGAUGAAGAGGACAGUAGGAAAAAGGAUGCUUCUGAUGAUUUAGAUGACUUGAACUUCUUUAAUCAGAAGAAAAAGAAGAAAAAAACAAAAAAGAUAUUUGAUAUUGAUGAAGCUGAAGAAGGUGUAAAGGAUCUUAAGAUUGAAAGUGAUAUCCAAGAACCAGCUGAACCAGAGGAUGACCUUGACAUUAUGCUUGGCAAUAAAAAGAAGAAAAAGAAGAAUGUUAAGUUCCCAGAUGAGGAUGAAAUACUAGAGAAAGAUGAAGCUUUAGAAGAUGAAGACAGCAAAAAAGAUGAUGGUAUCUCAUUCAGUAACCAGACAGGUCCUGCUUGGGCGGGCUCAGAAAGAGACUACACAUAUGAGGAGCUACUGAAUCGAGUAUUCAACAUUAUGAGGGAAAAGAAUCCAGAUAUGGUUGCUGGAGAGAAAAGGAAAUUUGUCAUGAAACCUCCACAGGUCGUCCGAGUAGGAACAAAGAAAACUUCUUUUGUCAACUUUACAGAUAUCUGUAAACUAUUACAUCGUCAGCCCAAACAUCUCCUUGCAUUUUUAUUGGCUGAAUUGGGUACAAGUGGUUCUAUAGAUGGUAAUAAUCAACUUGUAAUCAAAGGAAGAUUCCAACAGAAACAGAUAGAAAAUGUUUUGAGAAGAUAUAUCAAGGAAUACGUUACCUGUCACACGUGCCGAUCACCGGACACAAUCCUGCAAAAGGACACCCGACUCUAUUUCCUACAGUGCGAAACUUGUCAUUCUCGAUGUUCUGUUGCCAGCAUCAAAACCGGCUUCCAGGCUGUCACAGGCAAGCGAGCACAGCUCCGUGCCAAAGCUAACUAAUUGGCUAACUACCACUGAUUUUGCAAAGUGUGUUGUGGAGAUUUGGCUGGACAGGUUUACCAUCAGAAUGGAUAUACCACUGUAUUAAAAAACAAGAUAGAAAAGCUGCCAAGUUCUUUGGCGUGUGGCUGGUUGGUCUGAAAUCCUUGCAAGAUGCCGAUGCUCAAGCUGUUGACAUACUCAUUGCCUACUUUAACAACUGUCAGAAAAACGUGAUGGGGUAAGGCGGUGCUUUUUUAAAAUCGUUCAUAGACUUAUGUAAAAUGCAAGAUAAAUUAAAGUUAUUAUAACAGUGAUUCUUUCAA